AUGAAAGUGAUAUUAAUGUUUGGCAAUGGACCUGGUUUUAUUCCAGUGAAGGCUGCUGUCAAAGAUCAUGUGAUUAUGCUUUCUGAGGUUGAAAUGGAAUUUCUUAUAUGCAUGUCUAUUAAAGGUAAUCAUAUUUCACCAAAUAUUAUUCAAGAAACAACUGCAUUAUCUCGAAUUAAUUUAAGUAGAAAAGCAAGUGAUCUUGCAAUUACAAACCAUCAAGCAGAUAAGCAAACAACAAAAAAAAUAAAAAUAAAAUUCUUUACGCUACAUAAUGAUAAUUCACAAAAUGAACUUGAACAUUUAUAUAGUGAUCAAAAUUUGAUAUGUGAUGACAUGAAGCUUCAUCAACUUAUUGAAAGAGACAGUUUAU
Messenger RNA from Racocetra persica, 373 nucleotides. Lineage: Eukaryota; Fungi; Glomeromycota; Glomeromycetes; Diversisporales; Gigasporaceae. The record is from the annotation of a GenBank genome assembly.